This is a messenger RNA of Mugil cephalus (flathead mullet), 590 nucleotides long. RefSeq names its product cytochrome c oxidase assembly protein COX16 homolog, mitochondrial. The coding region runs from base 112 to 447 and encodes 111 amino acids. Gene Ontology annotation, biological process: mitochondrial respiratory chain complex IV assembly. The record is from RefSeq and is a predicted model, not a curated record. Gene Ontology annotation, cellular component: mitochondrial inner membrane. Lineage: Eukaryota; Metazoa; Chordata; Actinopteri; Mugiliformes; Mugilidae. The transcript has 4 exons.
UACACGGACGCUUUAGCGCGUCGGACCCAACCAGGAAGUGCCUCCAAGCCGUGACCUGCUCGCUGUUAUGAUACUGUAAGAUGGACUUCUAGCUGAAGAGAGACAAAAGUCAUGUUUAAUCUAAAGGCGCUGCGGAAGAACAAAACAGUCAGAUAUGGAGUUCCCAUGCUUUUGCUGGUGAUUGGUGGUUCCUUUGGCCUGCGAGAGUUCACACAAAUCCGAUACGAUGCCCAAAGGAUCAGAAAAAAGCUGGAUCCUUCCCUUGAGGCUAAGGUUAACGUCCAGAAGCAGUCGGUCAUACUGGAGGAGGAGUACGAGAAGAUGAAGCAGAGUAAUUUGGACGAGUGGAAGAACAUCCGUGGUCCUCGGCCCUGGGAGGACUCCAAGGAGUACCAGGAGCAGCAGCGCAGCAGGCAGAGCAAACAGGAGUCGGGUGCAUCGGGCUGAGCGGACGGCAUCCACACAGCCGAGUGUGGAGAAGAUAUCCUGGUCGCUACAGCUCCAUUUCCUGGACACUUGCGUUGGACUUUUUCUAGUGGUCAAAAAGAUACCAUGUGAGCAAGUUUGCCUUUUAUUUGAAAAGGUUUUUA